ACGUGCACCUGCGCGCUCUCAGUACAAGUUCAGACGCACGCGGAGGCUCCCAGAGCGUGUGAACGGGGCAGCUGUAAACAGCGGUGGCGCGUGCUCGCCGAUUUUUUUUGGUCCUCAAUGAGGAGAGCGCGAGAGACCGGCGGCGCGGAGCGGGUCGAGGGCGACGUCUCUCCAGCUUUCGUUUAACUGGACUUGUCCGAGAACUGGACCGGAAACUCCGCUCGCGUGCAGCCGGCGGGAGUCGCUGAGGGACUCGCUUUGAGGCGGGAAAACACGGAAUUACCGCUCAGAAAUUCUAAGUUGGAUUCUUUCAUUUAAUGACAGUCUUGCCCCUCAAACGCGAAGACCGCCGUAGUAAACAAAAAGAAGCGUUUUUAAGGACACACACACUGGUGUCACAUACUGCACUUAAAGGUUUGACACUCCUAAACCGGGAAUUAAGCCGAAACAGGAGCUCAUCAUCCGAUCUCACGCAUCGGAUUCCGUCGCCACCGAGUGAAUUAAUAAAUAAAUAAAGUCUGACUGACUGGACAUACCGACGUGCUGACACGUCGCACGUUUGACAGCUUUUUGGAAGCGUCUCAGUUUACCUCAGCUCAAGCGUCACUGUAAAUAAGCUGAACGGCAAGGGGAGGAAGAAUUGGAUAAGGAGGAGGAAGAGGGGUGAACCCACGCCAGCGUGAUCCCUCAGUCAUCAAUGGGAAAUACCGGAGCGCACGCGACUGGGGCGAGAUGCUCGGAGAAGCUCGAGGUGCGUCGCCGCGCUCUCACCGUGAGUGAGUUUUAAAAGAGCGCGCGAGGCGAGGAGAGGAGAGAGAAAGAGCACUGUGAAGUUGAACAUAUAGAAGAAGAACCGGGUGGAAAUUUUAUGUUUCAUGUGGCACAUGAAUGAGAAAACAAAACGCGUCACCGAGCUUCCCAAGGCUUGUUGAGAAUGUGGAAACCUUUAAUUGCUGACGAAGGAGAAGAUGACAGAAGCUUGGUGAGAAAGAUACCGCGCGUGUUUUUGUGAGAGAGGGUGAAGCUUAUUCCCGAGAUGCCCGAGAAUGUCUCCCUCAUCAGGAACCGGACGGAAGUCGCGCAGGGUCGCGCUUGGGGUAGCGGAGCAGGCGCGAGGCCAGCAUGGGUCGUCAUGGUGCUGGCCGGUGUGCUGAUCUUCACGAGCGUGGUGGAUGUGCUCGGUAACGUGCUGGUGAUCAUCUCGGUGCUCAGAAAUAGAAAACUGAGAAACGCGGGUAAUGCGUUUGUAGUGAGCCUGGCUUUCGCCGAUCUCCUGGUGGUUUGCUAUCCCUACCCUCUGGUCUUGCACGCCAUGCUGCAUGCGGGCUGGUUGCCGGGGGAGAUGGAGUGUAAGGUCAGCGGCUUCCUGAUGGGAGCAAGCGUCAUCGGCUCCAUCUUCAACAUCACCGCCAUCGCCAUCAACCGCUACUGUUUCAUCUGCCAGGCCAACACCUAUGAGAAAAUCUACGGCCGCGCCGGAACCCUGGUGCUACUGAUGUUAGUCUGGGUGCUCACCGCCAUCGCCAUUCUUCCGAACCUGGCGCUGGGGUCUUUGACGUACGACCCUCGUGUUUACUCAUGCACCUUUAGUCAGACGACAAGUGCAGGCUACACCAUCGCCGUGGUGACCGUGCACUUCCUGCUUCCUAUCGCGGUAGUUACGUUCUGCUAUCUGAGAAUUUGGGUGCUGGUGCUCCGCGUGAGGAGGCGGGUCAAAACUGACGUCAGGCCACGCCUCCGACCGAGUGAGUUGCGCCACUUCUUGACCAUGUUCGUCGUCUUUGUGCUGUUCGCCGUCUGCUGGGCGCCCCUGAAUCUGAUUGGCCUGGCUGUAGCAGUGGACCCGCCCCGCGUAGCACCCUUGGUCCCUGAUUGGCUGUUUGUGGUGAGUUAUUUCAUGGCAUAUUUUAACUCAUGCCUGAACGCCGUAGUGUACGGACUGCUCAAUCAGAACUUCCGCAGAGAGUAUCGAAGAAUACUUCUGUCACUUUGUAAGCCACGCCUCUUCCUGCAGGAGACAUCAAGGGGCGGGACUGAGCGCAGCAACAAACAGUCACCUGGCAACAACAAUAACGAUGAUCAGCCCAAAGCGAACACAAUAUAACUUACCCACAAUACAUUCAAUUGUUCACAGAUAUCAAAGAGAGAAUGCUGCAAAAAGGUUUUAAAUCGCAUCCACUAAUGUUUUGAAAAUAACAUUUUUAUGUCUCACUUUAGAUACCACCCUCUGCAAAAAACAAACAAUAAAACAAUACCUCAUUUGUUGGAAACCAUACAAUUAUAAUAAUCCUCAGUAUUAGGAAAAUGAAUUACAUCUUAGACAAGUAUUACAAUCACAUUCAAUGAAUGCAUGCUAAUGAUUGAGGAAAGUGCAAUAAGUCAUUACCAGACAAAAGGUGCAAACUCGAGGAAGACAAAGACUGCAGAACAUUUUCAUUUUCUCCAAACAUGCGCCCCUAGAAAAUAACUUAUUUUUCUCACUGUUAGUUGGAGGCUGUUUUCUCCAACCGCCCAUAAAUUCUCACCUAACAGAUCUCUGUUUCACAAGUGCUUCCCUAAUGAUAUAACAACAUUAAAGAAAUGCUCCACAAAUGCUCACACAUUUGUGGCCUCUCAGCAUCUUGACAUAUGUUUUCCCAAUGCUCCAAUAGCGUUAACAUUUUUGGCACUGUAAGUACACUAGAGCCUCCCCUUGUGCUAUGCAACCAAUUAAUUUUAAUCUCAACAGAGAAACUGUAAAACUAGGGCUCCCUUACGUUUGCAGCAGAGGUUAUCCAAACGUUCCCCAAAACACUGCAGCAACGUUCUUGUAAAACUCCCCUAUUGCUAUGCAAACUCAACUUAAGCAACUCCCAUAGCUGCAUUCAUGCGAACACUGUGGAAAUCUUCCAAUAACCUUCCCACAACAUUCCUCUACUAGGUCUGCGGAUGCCGUCCUAUGGGAAUAUGGGAAUAUGCCAAAAUGCUGCAAGAACAUGUUCUUAUAUUCUCUAUAGGUUCAAAAACGAAACAUUGCACGCUCCCUAUGUCUGUGCACCAGCAGAACGCAUCUGCACAUGCUGCACGUUAUGGCACACUUACAUUAAAACUUUUACUGAGCAAAGUUUAGCAUUGAAUCCAUUAACAGGGUUCAAAUAAUCAAGAGAAUUUAGUAACAUAAAAAAAAAAAAAAAUGAGCAUAGGGCUUAAUAUUUAUGUGACACAAAUAGACUAUUUGUCAGCAUAUUUAAUUUCUUAACAGUCUGGUUUAAAAUAGUAAUAAAACAAAAGUUAACAUAAUCUUGAUUAAUAUACCUACUUUAAUAUACCAGCAUGUCACUCUGUGUCAAUAGACAUUUACACUUGAAGGUGCCAGUCAAUCAAACUACAACAGUAAAGAAGGACCUAAUUCUUAAUGAGAUACAUUUGAUAGCUUUGAUCAUUUCAUAUUGAUAUAAUCAUUUAUAUUUAGUUAGAAAGUCAAAACUGCGUCGUCUGGGGUAAGUUUCCAUCUCAGUCAUAUCAGUUACUAAAAUUAUGUUUGUAUAGCGGUUACGCAAAGCAUCUGAUCAUUUUAAAGUUUCACUUCGCAUAUAAUCUAAGUUUCACCUUGCUUACUAGUAGUCCGUCUGUCUGUGAUUCAAGCUAUGGGCGUAUGCCGUGCUCGACUACUAUUUCACACAGAAUGAGUUUUGCGUUCCACUGCACUGCUCUUGAUUUUUUUCAAUGUAAACAGACGUCUUUGAUUCUACUCUUUCGAGCAUGCAUGCCCCAUUUUUAAAUCGUUGUUGCGUUCAUUCAGCCGCCAACAUUUAUAUAGCCAUCUAUUGAAAUUACUCAAUUGACAGUUGGCAGGUUUCAAUAAACCUUCAUUGAUUGAACAGUUGUAUGAGGUAAGAAUGAAACUGUUCAGCAAAAUGUAGAACUUUUGUCUAACAAUUUACAGAUUUUUGAUGUUUUUUACUUCUCAUGUUAUUUAUUUUUAGAAAUUAAUCUUCACAACCUACGCUCAUCUCAGAUAUCUUUUAAGUAGCCUACUAUUUCAUUAUUCUGGGAAUGAUGUUGCUAAAAUAUUUUUUUUACUUCGAAGAUUCCAAUACAGAUGUACAGUAUUCAAUGUCAAACAAUAGACUUUAAACUGUGUGUAGAUUGUUUGUGUGUACAGUAUGUGAACUGUUGAAGCCUCAAAAAUUUAACUACUAGAAUCUGCCAAAAAAAGAAAAACAGACGGGUGAAUUCACUAAAACAGUUACCCGCAAUUCAGUUUAACCGCAUGUCUAACACUCAUGAUCAGGAACUGCAUUGAGAAUUCAUAGACAUGGGAUGACAAUUCACAUUAAUCGGUGGAUCUUCCAGUUCAGGAAAUUUAAGCCUCCGAUUUUAAGUACUUCAAAUUAUGAACAUCAGUAGCAGUAACAUUUUAGUGAUUUAUUGUGAAGAGUUUUUGACUCCUUUUCAAAGGGGGCUUCAGUUCUGAUCGCAGUGAGUAAUAAUGCUUAAUGAAAGGCAUCAAUGCACUUAUUGAAAUCUUAAGUAUACUAUAAUCCUUUAAAUAUUGUACUUUAUAAUCUGUUGAACGAUGGUGCACUUUGGCAGUCUGUAACAUUAUUUUUAUUUCACCUGGUUAAAAAUUAAUUAAUUAAUUAAUUUUGCAUCCCAGUAAAUUUGGAAAAAUGUUAGUGAAACCCAAACACCAUAUGGUCCGAGAGUGCUCAGGGUGUUAAAAAAAAAAUACUCUUACAAAGAGUUCAAGUUUACCGGACUGCAUUUCAAGUUCUUAGUAACAAUGAUCUAUUUUAGCGGUGAGUUCAUAUCAGACCACGUGAGGUGAGGGUUUCGACAUCUUUACCUAUUACAAACACAAUAGGCUGCAGUCGCCCUUGAGGGCGAUUCAAAAGCACAAUGAAGAUGUCAUGAGAAAGAGAGCGGUGUAUUUGUUCUGUUUACAGUUCCAGUGUUAUCUUAGUAAUGGAGUUUGUCUCAGAAUGACUCCAUGUGUCUAUGCAUUUAAAACAAGUCACGGCAUCAGUCACCAAUAUCUUAGUAUUUCAACCGAGCGCCCAAACGCUCGCAUAUCGUACUGUUUAUAUGGGUAUUCCUUCUUUUGAUUCUGAGUAUUUUAUAUGAGUUUCUCUCAUGGGCAACCUGAUCUUAGUAUUUACGAUGAGAGUAGACUAAUCUUAGUAACUUCAACGAGUAUCUCGCACUUCUUGCUGCGGCGAGAUCACAUGCUCAUUUCUUAGUACCUUUGAUGACUAUGAUGAUGAAUAAUCUCUGUAUUUAUGACAAAUGCUCGUUUAGUAAUCUCUUUGUCUUGGCAAACCUGAUGAGUGCUGGCAUCUUUGUAUCUGCAGUUAGUAUUGUUGUCUUGGAAUUUUUGAUGAGUACUUAAAAAUCGAAGAAAGCUUUUAUCCAGCACCUGUAAAGCGAUAUUCGCAUUGGUGGAAUAAUUAUGAUGUGCUUUGCUCAGAAUGAAGAAAUAUAUUUAUUAUUGUAUGUAUUUGUUAUUUUUACGAAUUAUUUUUAAAAUAGUUUUGGUUGUUAUUGCUACCUUCUGUACUCUGUGAGCGUCCAUUCUGAUCUACGGUAUUCACUGUAAUUGUACUGUACUUGGCUAAUUUCAUUUUUUUUAUAUGGUACAAAGACUGAGUACUUAUCUUUGUUUCCACAACAAGUACUAAACUGUCUUAACUGAGUUUACUUAAAUGGUUUAUGCAAAAUUAUUAUCUUAUUUAUUUCCAAUUUUAUUUAAAUGUGAAUCCCCAGGAAAAACAACAACAAC
Molecule: messenger RNA, 5761 nt
Organism: Onychostoma macrolepis
Lineage: Eukaryota; Metazoa; Chordata; Actinopteri; Cypriniformes; Cyprinidae
Gene: mtnr1ba
Product: melatonin receptor type 1Ba
Exons: 2
Coding region: 1037-2104 (355 amino acids)
Biological process (GO): G protein-coupled receptor signaling pathway
Cellular component (GO): membrane
Molecular function (GO): melatonin receptor activity
Source: RefSeq, a predicted model, not a curated record